AGCGGCAGUUUCAGCGGUUGUACUUUUGAAAACCUACCGUUUAAACGCACGCACGUACACACACAGACACAGACAGACACACCGCCCGCGCCCCCGCCCCCCACCGACCGCACUUCACCUCACCUCUCACCAUGCGAGAAACAACCGAAAGAGCAGCCACACCGUAGUAGUACGACGACGACGGCGGAGGAGGAGGAGGAUUUGCCAUCCUCAACUUUUUUUAAAUUUGAACUUUCUGAUGGUCUUUUAGCCAAAUUUACGAGUUGUCCAGAGGAUUUCACAAGCAGCACAGCAGUUGGGAUGUUGCGACAGAACGUCGGAAGCAAUAAACGUGGUUUGGGCCUUACCCGUUUCUCCAGUUCAAAUUUCUUUGCCUUGCCCAGCUCGGGAAACAGGAGCAUGGGCCGAAGUGCCAAAAGCGGCUCUGUUAGCAGCAGCAUCUCCCAUUCAGAUUGUUAUGAUAGCCCAAUGGUGGACCCAGAACACAUUAUGCAGUUGGUGAAUGAUGUCAGGAAGUUUUCAGAAGUACUGGCAAAUUUGAAAGAAGCCUUUCUUUCAGAAGCAAAUAAAGUUUCUUUACAUUCUGUGGCCCAUGAACGUUUAGGAGAGCUAUUAAGAGUAUUAAAAGCAGUGAUUAGCAAACACCAGUCAUUGAAUUCUGUGGACAUUCUAAGUGCAACAGGGACAGUCAUUUCUAAAGUAAAAGGUGCAAACUACAAUGAAGUGAAUGAUGACAGAAGAGAACAUUUUGGUGAUAUAUUUGCUUCUAUCGACACGUUAGCAUUCACCUUUGGUAAUGUCAUCUCAAACUUCCUUAUGGGAGAUAUGGACAACUCCUCAUCCUUGGGAGUCCCACUGACUGGGAGAAGCCGGUCUUUUGAAAACCUGUCCUUGGGAUCUGGAGGGUCAGUUCAAGAAAGAGAUGAUCUACGGAGUACAGGGACUCUUCGAGCAGAAGAUCUUGACAACAUGUUGUUAAAAAUUGAUAGUGGAAUAGAAUCGGCUCUAAUUUACACAAAAACCUGGUCAAAAUAUACCAAAGAUGUUCUGGCCUGGUUAGAAAAAAGGCUCAACCUGGAUGUGGAAUAUGCAAGAAACUUUUCAAAACUGGCUGAAUCUGCUAAAACAUCUAUCAGCCAACCGGAACAUAUGCCAUUUCAAUCAGUUUACAUCUCUGCCUUUGAAUAUGAUGUUGAAUAUAGUCAGCUUCUGCUUCAAACAGGAGCAGCACUCCAAACAAACAAAUUUAUUCAGCCUCUUUUGUUGCGAAGAAACGAACUGGACAAACAACGUAAAGAAAUCAAAGAACAGUGGCAACGAGAGCAAAGAAAAAUGCAAGAAGCAGACUCAACCCUUAAAAAAGCAAGACUAUUACACGUUCAGCGACGAGAAGAAUAUGAGAAGGCAAAAUCUUCCACAAUCCGAGCAGAAGAAGAUUUGACCUUAAAUGGUGGACAAGUUGGAAAUUAUAACCGGCAAAUUGAAAAAAAGAAAAAACUGGAAGAAGAAGCUUUACAAAAAGCUGAUGAAGCUGGAGAGCAUUACAAAACGUGCAUAUCUGAUGCCAAUGAAAAACGAAGCGAGUUGGAGGAAGUCAAAAGUGACAUACUGACACAACUACGUGAACUAGUCUAUCAAUGUGAUCUCACUUUGAAAUCAGUGACUGUCAACUUGUUCCAAAUGCAGCAUGCCAAAGUGGUAUCCCUUCCUGUUAACUAUCAAUCUCUUUGUGAAAAUACCAAGUUGUAUGAACCAGGGCAACAGUAUUCCGAAUUUGUCAAGAGCCUACCAAAAGAGGAAGUUCCUAUGGGACAAUACUUAUUUGAGUCUUCUGUUCCAUCAGCUGGAGGGCUUACUAAAAGAACAACAAGUAGUACCCAUUCAUCACAAGGAAACUUGUCACAAACUUCAGGCACAUCAGGAGAUCUUAAUUUUCAACCGACUGAUGUUGAUGGCCUCUUUCAUGUUAGGCAGGACAAUAUCAAAGAGAAGCGGUCAAAUAGCAGCAAUGAUAUACAAGUACUUCGGGGUCAGGGCCCAUUUAGAGCUUGGCCCAUGGGUAUCCAGGGGAGUGGCAUGUGCAGUGAUUCAGAAAGUGCCGGUGGAAGUAGUGAAUCACGCUCCAUGGAUUCUCCCUCUGCCAGCCCAGGUGAUUUUAAACGAAGGUUGCCCCGAACUCCCUCAACAGGCACAAUGUCUUCUGCAGAUGACUUGGAUGAAAGAGAGCCACCCUCACCCUCAGACCCUGGCCUAAAUGACAUUGUAGCAGAGAUGCCAAAUUCUCCAGGGCCUUUUCGUAAUACUCUCAUGUCCAAGGCAGCACAAACACACAAGCUGCGAAAGUUACGGGCACCAUCAAAGUGUAGAGAAUGUGACAGCCUUGUUGUAUUCCAUGGAGCUGAGUGUGAAGAGUGUACAUUAGCUUGCCACAAAAAGUGUCUCGAGACUCUGGCUAUUCAAUGUGGCCAUAAGAAACUCCUAGGUCGACUACACUUGUUUGGGGUAGAUUUUACUCAAACUGCAAAAAAUUCUUCUGAUGGAAUUCCUUUCAUUAUUAAAAAAUGCACUUCCGAGAUUGAAAGCCGAGCCCUGAACAUAAAGGGUAUUUAUCGUGUGAAUGGAGCAAAAUCAAGAGUUGAAAAGUUGUGCCAGGCUUUUGAAAAUGGGAAGGAUUUAGUAGAACUUUCUGAUUUAUAUGCUCAUGAUAUCAGCAAUGUACUCAAACUAUAUCUCCGCCAGCUGCCGGAACCAUUGAUUUCAUUCCGCCUUUACAAUGAAUUCAUUGGCUUGGCCAAGGAAAGCCACAAUAUUAGUGAUGAAGAUAAUGGGAAACUGAACAGUCCAAAUUCAGAGAAAAGGUGGUUAACUAACGUAGUUAGAAUUGUUUUCAGAGUGAAAGAUCUACUUCGACAACUGCCACGGAUCAACUACAAGACUCUGCAAUACCUCAUAGAUCAUCUUCACAAGGUGGCAGAGCAAGCUGAAGAGAAUAAAAUGUCAGCUAGCAACCUCGGGAUUAUUUUUGGGCCCACUCUUCUUCGACCAAGACAGACCGAUGCUACUGUGUCAUUGUCUUCUCUUGUUGAUUAUCCAUAUCAGGCUCAAACAGUGGAGCUUCUCAUAACCUACUAUGAUAAAAUAUUUCUUUCUUCAUCAACUCCAUCAUCUCCUUUACAAAAGGGAUAUCCAUCAGUUGAUGAGAAAGACAAAAAUAUGGCCGAAGAAGGGUUAUCUGAAAAUGAAAGACUACAAUCAACUAGCAAAGUAAGCUUUGGGUUGGCUGGAAGUGAGUGUGAUUCUCCAGAAAUGGCAUCUUCCAGUGAGACCUUCGAUGUGGUAAAAGGUCUCAAAUGGAAUGCAAAAGAUGGUGCAUCAGGUCCAGUGAUCACACAGAUUUCAGAGAAACCUGUUGGACUGUUGAACUUACAAAGUGCACAAAUUUCAGAAGCACAGAAGUCAAACAAGUCAUCGCUAAUUAACAAAACUAGUAAAUCGCAUGUUAAAGUCAACAUGCGGCCUCCCAGGACAAAGCCAUUUAUGCCUCGGCCUACAAGCUUACCAGUUUCUGAAUCUGUGAUUUCUUACUCAAAUGACAAAAAUUCAAAAGGGCUGUGUAACAUAGACAGCAUUGAAAGGAGUCCUAUUAUUGAGGAAGCCUCUGAGUUGAAAAGUCAUACCAACAAUACAAGCACGUGUAGGCAUUCAUAUUAUGAUACUCAGUCGAUGCGUAGGACUUGGGAUAAACAGUAUAAAUGUUAUGACAUAACUCAAAAGACAGCUAUGAUUGUGGCAAAUGUUCCUCCAGAAAAAAAAACCAGUGACCUUUCUUUUUCACCACCUUUAGCCUAUACUUCUGGCAAUGCCUUUGCAAGCAGUUUGCAUCCUAAUAAGCUACAUACAGUGCCUGGUAGGCCUGUAAGGACCACAAAGAUUGAUGGGAACGUAUCUGAGACUGUUUUUGCAUUCCGUGCUCCAAGAACCUUGCAGCCUCCACCUGGCACUUUUUACAUACCUCCUACCAUCAAGCAGAGUGUAGACUCUUUGUCUAAAACUCUAACAAAAUUAGACAGUAGUUUUACGUCUGUGCAGGGUAAUACUGGGACAGUAAUUCCUGUAAAGGAAAAUGAAAAGUGCAGCAACGUAGAUAAGGAAAUCGAGACUGCACAAAAUACAGCACAAGAAGAGGUUGAAGUAGAGCAUAAGCCAGCAUUUCAAAGACUGCGAUCAAAACGAAUUCCACCAGAAUAUGAACACCGAGAGGCACAUUUUGUGUAGCAGCAAAUUACCUGAACGUUAGAGAAGUGUAACUGACUGUUUUAGUAUCCCAAGUUUCUGUUUUAAUACAAUUAUAAAGUUUUAUUUUUCUAUGAGGAAAGAGCGCCAUAACAAAUACAAUUUGAAAUACAAGAAGUAGAACAGUGUCUGCAUAUUUACACAGUAAAGGUGCAGCUUGAAGUAAAUUAGUUCAAAUAUCUCAAGAGCAGACACAUGGGUAUUUUUGAUUUAUUUUAUAUUUUAGAAGCCAUCAGAGUUUAUUAGCAAAAGACGGAGGGUUGGAUUAGAACUCUGGUACAAUUUUAUAUUAAUUUCCCAUAACUUGCUUUUAUGUCCUGAUGUAAUGGACACAUUUUGAGAAUUUUUUACUUUGUAGGUUGGGAUAAUUGCAUUAUCUCAAGGCUUUGUGGCUAUAGUUUUUUUAAACACUUCUUAGAAAUAAAGCUUUAGUGGGGAAAAAAUAUAUUGGCUUUACACCCUCAAUUGCCAUUCUUAGUUGUGCAAUCAAAGCUUGCUGUAUCAGUCUUUUCAAACAUGCACAAAUGCUACAAGGCAUGCUGUUGCCCAAAACCAUGGAAAUUAUUCCUAUUAAUGUUGUUUUGUCACAUGUUUUCAAGCCAAGAUGAAUUUUUAAAGGUUGUACCUUGUAGCCUUUAUUUGUUACUUUUGUAUUAUGGUCAGUGACCAAAAUGAUGCACACUUUAAGGUUUCUGUCUCUUAAAAUGUGAAUUAGAAAUUCAUUGCCUUUAAUUUGUGCAUAUGUUGAUUAUUUAUGUUUUGUUACAUGUAUACGUUUCUUACAUAAUUUUGUACACAAGAUACACUAAGAUAUGUUAAAGCAAAUAUAUUAAUUCUUAUACAUCAAUUAUAAUGCGUUCAAAGAAACUUCUUAACUUUUGGAAAGCGUUCUUAUGUAAUUUAUUAAAGUUUAGGUUUAUAUUUGUUUGUAUGUGUAUAUGUAAAAUAUAUAUAUAUUGGUAUUCCAUACAAGUUAAUGAUUACUAUCCAAAUAUGAAUAAUUAUGUACUCUUUCAUGUUGUGUUUUUGUACUAGUAAUUCUUUUCAGUGAAUUACUUCAUCCUUGGGGAAUUUCCUGACAGGUAUAAAUGAACAGUGAGCGACAUCAGUAUUUGUUAUAACUAUAUUAAAAAUAUUUGUAGGUUUGGCCAUUUACAUCUGUGUUGUACAUUUAUAGGAAGUUUCACCAAUGCCACUGUUUUAUUUUUUUUCUUUUGUAAUUAAGAUCCACUGUUUAAUUUAUGAAGGUCUUGAAUGAAAGAAUAGUAAGAACAUGCUUUGGUUGACAUUGUUUAUUCUUUGUAGUUUUACAGUGAGGGUAAACUGUAUAAUAUUUUGUUUGUAUUUAGGAAGUUUAUUUGGAGAUGCAAAAUGUCACUAAUACUGACUGUUUAAGAUCUAGUUGUCCUGUAUCCUACUGUUAUCCUAUUGUACCCAACUGUUAUCUUACAGAAUUGCCAAACUGGUUAUUUUGAACCGUAGCCUUUUUGUAUGGCACUAAAUUGUAAUAAAUAUUGUACAUUUUA
Callorhinchus milii (elephant shark) is the source of this 5819-nucleotide messenger RNA. Its product is annotated as rho GTPase-activating protein 29. Bases 301 to 4275 code for a protein of 1324 amino acids. Gene Ontology annotation, biological process: signal transduction; activation of GTPase activity. NCBI's taxonomy places the organism in Eukaryota, Metazoa, Chordata, Chondrichthyes, Chimaeriformes, Callorhinchidae. Gene Ontology annotation, molecular function: GTPase activator activity. Gene Ontology annotation, cellular component: cytoplasm. The record is from RefSeq and is a predicted model, not a curated record. The transcript is spliced from 23 exons.